Suillus bovinus is the source of this 852-nucleotide messenger RNA. RefSeq lists its product as uncharacterized. The record is from RefSeq and is a predicted model, not a curated record. The transcript is spliced from 7 exons. Lineage: Eukaryota; Fungi; Basidiomycota; Agaricomycetes; Boletales; Suillaceae. Bases 1 to 852 code for a protein of 283 amino acids.
AUGGAACGUUUUACCGGUGACAUGGUGGGAGGUCCUGGAGAAAAACGGGAAGUCAUGAAAGCCCACACAGAUGGGUAUAACACAAGGAGAUUGACGACAUGCACACAAUCGAAGCUCGACUGUAUGGAGAUCCAUGGCAGGAAGUCCUCGGCGGAGGCCGAGGUGUCAUACCCCGCCUUCUCCUUGAGGUCACAAGUCACCGUUCUCGACCCUCUGAGACGGGAAGUUGCCAUGCAGUCAAAAAUAAAUAGAACAAAUAACAAAUACCCUACCUUUGAGGCCAUGAGCCGCAUCGUUUUAGAACACGAGUUUCCUGAGUUCAAGUUGGCAGAAAAGUACCGUAACUUACUAGACAAUUUGGUGGAUCUCAGUCUGUAUCAUACUGAGCGCCAAUUCAAAGACGCUGGAGCCAAAUGCCGUGAUGCGAAGUCUAAUGUGCAUGAGAUCUUCGAAUCGAAGGUUACUGCGCGCACUCGGUCACCAUCCGAAUGUGAAGGGCCAGUGUGCAACGCCACUCUUCGCGAAAGCUCCACCGACCACCAAGAUACUCCUGUCGACACUCUCAUAACCCUCGUGCUCAUGAAACACUCUCGCCAGCGUUCUGAUGUUCUAGCGGCUAUAGCACCGUCAGCGAUGAAUGACUCCAGAUCCAAGGUGACUGGAGUACGCCACCAUCGAGCGUUCAAUACCAAACAGCGAGGAGCUCGUGGAGGAUGGAGACACAGCACCUCUGACCCCUCAAUCAUCCUCGCCCAAGACGAGGCUCUCGAAAUAGAAACCGAGGCCGAGGACGAGAAGGAGAGCAUUCUCAAUUUGUGUUGGAAGGUGGCGGGGAAAGAGUCGGGAUGUUGA